AUGGCCUCUAGACCUGGAUUCGUUUCUGAGUUGGGAUCAUUGCGUUUGGCUGAAAUAGAAGAUGGUAUAAAAAUAUAUGACCUAGUUAAUAAAACUAUGGCUGAGAACUUUCGAAUCAAUACGGCUAAUGAUAUUCUUCACUUGAUAAAGACCUGCGUGUUAUCCAUAUGCCAAUUGAAUGAAGGGGAACACGUGGUUGGGUUUUUAGCGCUACAAGAUUUUCCCCUAAUACCCUCAAUUUGUGCAACAUCAUGGGAGGAUUAUGUCUGGACGAAAUAUAAAGCCGUGGAACUAACAGCCAGGAAUACGUUAUUCGUACAUUUAAUAUGCUGGAGUACAACUUAUGGACGAGAGAUUGUUGAUAAUAUGCUGAGAUCUGUGUUCAUGCAUGACCCAUAUCUUCAAUACAUCGCUAUGGUUAAAAGCAUUCCAAGCAAUACUGUUCUAGUGCCUGGUCAGCCACGAUACGAAAUGUCGUUUAGGCGCGUACAGGUGAUAGAACGAGGUGUACCCGGGGACAAAUUGCCAACUCUACAGAUCGCGGAGAGAAAUGAUGUAUGCUUAAAACUGCGUAUAAGAAGAGCUGUGGAAGAAGACAACGACGACUUGCUCCCAAUAAUUGAGAGACGUUCGCGACGCAUGCGUGACCUCUACGGAGAUUAUUACAUUAGCGAACUCAUAUCGCGCCACCCCGAAUCUGAGCGGGUCAUACUUGUCUGCGAGCAUAAGGAAGUGGCCGUUGGGGUGAUGUGUCUUAACACCCAAAUCAACUUCGAGGCUCUAGAGGAGAGCUUUGAACUUUCCCCGUUCGCAGGUCUCAGGCAUCUUGAAGAUAAAACCAAUAUUAAACAAAGCAAAGACGGCGAGUCGACACUCAGUCUUCUAGGUAUACAAAACAACGUUAAUCAAGUUGGUGAACUUUCCGAAGGCUUUAGCCUUCCCAUUGACGGGGUUUCAGAGGUUAAAUCUGGUAUGAUACAAGAAGAACUUGAAAGGGUGGACAGUUUCACUCAAAGGAUAAAAGAAAAAGAUUUGUCUUCGCAAGUGUCGCAUCUCAGUACUAAAGCUCAGUUGGACAUCAUGAACCUUUUGGAUGACGACGAAGAGGAAUUAGAAUUCGAUAUUGUUAACAUUGAUACACAUUUGUUAAGAAUACCUCGCUUGCUCUCUUAUGAAGAACUAUCGAAAGCGGCGAUGGGCGGAGUUGCUAAUUUGUCUAAAAUAUUAGACGAUAGACGACGAGAUUCUUUGUCUUUUACCGAUGACAAGUGUGUAAAGAAAGAUAAAAUGAAAAAAUCUUUGUCGAAUGCGCCACCGGGCAAGAUGCCGGAGCCGCCGAGGUAUUCCGGCCCGCCCAAUGCUUUUAUAAUCGAACUGUUCGCAAUGCAUCCAGAUUACGACGAAAGAUUCGGUUUUCAAUUGUUAGAAGCGGCAUUCGAAACGUUCCCAGGCAGAGACUAUUGCGUUAUGUGCUUGCCUUCAAGCGAACCAUCUUUUCCUUUGCUUGAACAUUUCACGCUAGUUACGCCUUACAACACUAGCGGGCGUUUCGUGAAUGAAUCUCUAUUUGUUGCGCAUAUAAAUUCUGUUAAGGGUGAGGUAAGCGUGCGAUUCGCGGAGGAGUACGACAUGCAAUUCCUGAGCGACAUCCUGGAGCACGCGCCGCGCAAGAACGAGUUACUCGAGCUGAUCGAGUCCAGCUUCUCUAGCGACGUGCUCGAAACCUACGUGCUGGCCAGCAGAAACCAGCCCGUCGGGGUCGUCGUGCUCUCGCCUGUAGAAGAUCCUAUAUCCUUGCGAGUUCAAUACGCCUUAGAACCCGAACCAUACCGUGCAGGAAGUGAUGGUAACAUUUUGGCGGGCGUUUUGUCGCCUGCAAUAGAACCACACAGUCGUUGGUACAUGCGUGAUGUCCUGCGCCAAAGUCCUUACACACAAUUAUUUUGGACCUGUCGCCUCUUGGCCAAAGGAGAUUCGAGUCCUGUUCGCAACUUAAUGUCAAUGGCAAGUCACAUGACUCCUGUACCUCCAUACCGUCAUGCUGGCAAAAAUGAUAAGGACAAGAAUUACAAGGAAAGCUCGGCACCUUUCGCACUUUGGACGGUAGACCGGCCGAUGACCAGUCUGCCAAAGAUCUACAUAAACCGGAACAUAGUUGUCGUUGGGGCCAGCCGCACUGGUCUUUCAUUUUUAGAGACAUUAAUAAUGGGGCCAACAUCCCCGUACUUGACAUUCACAAACAUAACCCUGGUGUCGCAACACGGACUGCCGACUGUGGGCGAGUGCCUCCGCGCUGCGGACCUCUGUGUGCCACGUGAUGGUCGCUACACUGACAGAUACCUGAAGAGUGUGCCUUACUACUUCUACAUGGAUGUUGUGCCUGGGAUCAUGGUAAAAAUCGACAGGCAAAAGAAAUGCAUAUAUUUGAAAGGUGGGCUUGUGAAACAUUACGAUGAUCUGGUGUUGACGUGUGGUCAGCAGUUCCAACAUCCUGAUUACUUGAAGGAACAUUUGUUUCUUAAAUCAAAAAAGGAAAAAACAAUUAACUGCGACAAAUUACCUAUGGACAACCCAUUGUAUCGACCUGACAGAGUAUCAGCGUUUACGGAGAUGCCCGAGAACUUGAUGCUCAUUAACUCACUGUUCGACGCAAACACGGGCCUCAGAAAAUUGCUGAGGAUGAUAACUGAUUUAAAGGAAUCGUUCAACGGUUUGAAUGAAGACAAUAAAAUCAUAGUUUACGGUGACUGUAUAGAUGCUUAUUCUUGUAUCGCUGCAUUACUUGAAUUAGGGAUUGCAGCUGAUAUGAUAACGUUUGUCGAACCGUUCCCGCCUGAAGACACUAAUGCUUUGAGAGUAAACUGCUUCAAUAACGAAACAGUUGACGAGCGAGUACAAUCAAGUAUAUCAGAGUUAGGCAUCCAAGUGUACAGGCGCUGCUAUUACACGGGUUGGAGAUUAUCAGGCAAUCGUAUAGAGCUGCUGCAUUUUAUGACGCACACGCAGGCAAUCACCCUCUCUUGCUUUGCAUUCUUCUACUACGGCAUUAAGGCAAUUGACGUCAACUCCUUUAAAGCAAUAACAGAGAGCGGUUUGGUAUACGACGGGGGCUUGGUGGUGGGCACUGGAUUCGAGACGAACGAUCCUAGCGUGCACGGCGCAGGCACGUGCACCAAGUACUCCCGUCGCUUGUACGCCCAAGCGCACGCGCAGAAGUAUUUCUGCUCGGAGGACGUUGGUGAAGCGUUGGCGGCCCUCUUCCUACAAAAGUUAGAUCCGUUUAUGAAUUCGAUUGCAGAUCUUGAUCUAUGCCCAUCGGAAAUAAUCUCACGAUAUAGCUCAUCUGUUCUAGGAUGUAAAAGUUCUGUUUAUGGCAGCACCUACAGUAAUGAAUCGCGAUUCCAACUGCCUACAUGUAGACGUUGGCAGCCGGUGAUGAAGUUCUAUUCGCCGAUCACACAUUCUGCCACAUUGCCGGGUCCUCUCUACUAUCUGAAAAUUAGAAGACCUGGGAUUGAGAUACCAAUGGCUGUGCAAAUGGCAUUACCACUACAGGGUCAUACUUUGCAAACAGACAAGAACGGCAACUAUUUCCGUUUGCAAUUGAACGCACUGCACUGCGUUGUGUUGGUCACGUGCUUGUCUAAGAAGCCGUUCCCGUCAGAGAACCUCGCUCAGUUGUUUGGCAAACAUGAGGCGUUCUUUAAUAAGCUACUUGUUAGAUAUCAGAUGAAACAGAUAGAUGAUUUGUACGAAUUCUUCUCGCAACCUUGGAUGUCAGCGAUGUAUCAAAUGACGUUUAAGAACUUAAUGAAUGAUAUAAAUGAACAAGAUGUGGGUACUGUUUACGAUUUGUUGAAAUCAACAUUUUAUCUAUUCGGAGAUAACCGACCACCCGCAGACUCUGAGUAUGGCAUAGAUGCUGUCUAUUCUGGAUAUGGACCCGCUGCUAAUGUACCCGAGGAUAUACCUUCGGAAUGUGGGCAAAGCGCCGCUAUACGAGAUGAGGCACUGGGAUUCUGGAAGGCAGUGUGUGGAGAGCGUAUCGUAGUAGCGCAUCUCUCCCGCUAUCUAAAGCAGAACUACGCCACCAACCCUCAGUAUGCUCUGCCUAAACCUGAAUGA
Messenger RNA from Papilio machaon (common yellow swallowtail), 4125 nucleotides. RefSeq names its product cilia- and flagella-associated protein 61-like. NCBI's taxonomy places the organism in Eukaryota, Metazoa, Arthropoda, Insecta, Lepidoptera, Papilionidae. The transcript is spliced from 32 exons. The coding region runs from base 1 to 4125 and encodes 1374 amino acids. The record is from RefSeq and is a predicted model, not a curated record.